AUGGCCCCCAGUGCUGCAUCGCAAAGCAUAGAACUGUGGGGUGAUAAUGAUGCACCGGAUCAGCCUUUGGACGCACCAAGCAAUGAUGCUCAAGACAUCUUGUUUGAAAUGGAGACAGCAAGAUCACGUUCUGGUUCCAAUUUCAGUAUGCAGAGCAUCAACUUCACCGCGACUGUGCCUCCGUUGACUGCAUCGGCUUUGACAAAGGACUUCAAAACCGAAUACCAGCUGCGAGGUAGACAAAAGGAUAAGUUGGAGACCUGGGAUCAAUUCCAACACCUCUCGCAUGUUCCUCCACCCGUUCUGGGUGAGAAUGAAGAGCCAUGGAAACCCUUCAAAUCUCACAAAAAUGCUGAGUUCACCUUGAUUGCUGUCGAGGCCAAGAUCAGUCAGGCACACAUUGAUCGUCUCCUGGCUCUCCUUAAGAAAACGGCCGUGGGUAACGCAAAUGUUACCUUCCGCAAUGACGCUGAGUUGAGGUCCACAUGUGACUCAGCAGCGGAGGAACUGACUCCUGUUGAGAAGCACGAUAUCAAGUUUGAAUAUAAGAAAGAAGAAAUCCCUGCGAAGAAUGUUUUUUGGAAGCUGACACACGGCUCGGAUCCCCAUGACACCCUCUCUUUUGAUCAACUUCACUUCAAUCAUGGCGGUAUUUUUGGGCGGCACAUCCUGCCAGAACUUCAAAAGAUCCUCAAGCACGUUAGCAAGCAGCGCAAAUCUCCAGGUAUACUAUCACAGUUCAACAAUCAAUUUGCACAAAUGCCACGCUGGAGAGAUCUCAAUCACUUCAGUGGUGCUGUCAACACCUCUUUCAGCGAUGGGAAUAAAUUCCAAGACAUGUUGAAGCAAAUACUAUUUGCAGCUCAAAACAUCCUCAUGCCGGACGAGUCUCCAGUAGGAUACGCCCUUCUCCAGCUAACAGCGAGCUACCUCAAGCUUGACUCGUGGAUCAGCCUCGAUGUCCACACUGAUGCUGCAAUCAAAGCCGGGGAGAUAGAACUUGUAAAAUUUAAUCUACUGCUUGAUCAUUAUAUCAACAUUGCUGAACAGUCAGAUGUACCUGACAUCAAGACGGACUGGGACUUUCCAAAAGCCCAUUAUUUCAAGCACACUUUUGAGGAUAUCCGGAAUAAAGGCACGAGCCGUAACUACAGCACCCAACCAAACAAGGGCAUUCACUCCUAUCUUAAGCAUCAUAUAUGA
Messenger RNA from Coniophora puteana RWD-64-598 SS2, 1203 nucleotides. RefSeq lists its product as uncharacterized. Bases 1 to 1203 code for a protein of 400 amino acids. NCBI's taxonomy places the organism in Eukaryota, Fungi, Basidiomycota, Agaricomycetes, Boletales, Coniophoraceae. The transcript is spliced from 8 exons. The record is from RefSeq and is a predicted model, not a curated record.